CGGAGAGGCGCAAAGGCGGGAGGAAGGGGAUCCACGCGUGGAUCUUUGGAGAGAUUCUACACACGAAGCAGACGCGCGAUGGAGGAUCUGUGCGACAUGGACUGCACGGUGCUGAAGCGGCUCCUGAAGGACGACGGCGCCAAGUGCCUGCUGCUGGACUGCCGCUCCUUCCUCGCCUUCAGCGCGGGUCACAUCCGCGGCGCCGUCAACGCGCGCUGCAACACCAUCGUGCGCCGCAGAGCCAAAGGAUCCGCGCUCAGCGUGGACCAGAUCUUGGCCGGGGACGAGGAGGUCCGGGCUCGGCUCCGCUCCGGGCUCUACUCCGCCGCGGUGCUGUACGACGAGAGGACGCCGGAGUGCGAGGCGGUGAAGGACGACAGCACCAUCAUGCUGGUGUUCAACGCGCUGUGCGGGGACUCCUGCGGCACGCGCGUGUACCUGCUCAAAGGUGGAUACGACCGUUUUUUCUCAGAGUAUCCAGAGUUCUGUUUGAAGACCAAAUCGUUACCGUCCCUCAGCAGCCAGUCCAGUGUGGACUCUGCCUGCUCGUCGUGUGGGACGCCGCACCAUGACCAGGGCGGCCCAGUUGAGAUCCUUCCUUUUCUCUAUCUCGGCAGUGCCCUCCACGCCUCCAAGAAGGAGGUGCUGGAUGCCAUAGGAAUCUCCGCCCUGCUGAACGUGUCGUCUGACUGUCCCAACCAUUUUGAGGGGGCGUACCAGUAUAAAUGCAUCCCUGUGGAGGACAAUCACAAGGAGGACAUCAGCUCCUGGUUCCUGGAGGCCAUCGAGUUCAUAGACUCUGUACGGGACUCCAGUGGCCGAGUGUUGGUCCACUGCCAGGCGGGCAUAUCUCGCUCUGCCACGAUCUGCCUGGCCUACCUGAUGAAGAGGAAGCGGGUCCGACUGGACGAGGCCUUUGAGUUUGUACGUCGGCGCCGCAGCAUCAUCUCACCCAACUUUAGCUUCAUGGGCCAGCUGCUGCAGUUUGAGUCCCAGCUCCUCGCCACCUCGUGCGCUGCAGAAGCAGCCGCCACAGCGAGCCCACUCCUCGGACCCAAGUCAUCGUCGGCCACCGCCUCUGCGUCGGCCACACCCACCUCUCCCUUCAUUUUUAACUUUCCGGUUUCCGUGGUGAACCCAGCGUACUUGCAUCACAGCACGAUCACCACCUCGCCUGGCUGCUGAUGGAUGGACAGGCACAGUCCCGCCCCCGCCCCGCCCCUCAACCGAAUCACUGACUGAGCACAGAGCGAGUCGCAGUAGCUCACUGAUCACUGCGGUGUGCUUGUGCUUCUACGCCAGGGAGGUGACAAGCUUCAUGGUGCCUGAUUUCCAAAAACUCCUCACACCAGAGGAUCGACUUUCAAAGUUCAGAAACCAGCUAAUGUUCCUUCCAUUUCAAAGUCGGAUCAUUUACAAUCGACCACAAACUUUCAAAACUCGAUACACCAGGCUUACGACGUUGGAUGUCCUCAGGCCAGAUUGGAUUUGUGGACACUCUUUACAACCAGGGAAG
Molecule: messenger RNA, 1516 nt
Organism: Thalassophryne amazonica
Lineage: Eukaryota; Metazoa; Chordata; Actinopteri; Batrachoidiformes; Batrachoididae
Product: dual specificity protein phosphatase 4-like
Exons: 4
Coding region: 79-1185 (368 amino acids)
Biological process (GO): negative regulation of MAPK cascade; endoderm formation; protein dephosphorylation
Cellular component (GO): nucleus; cytoplasm
Molecular function (GO): protein tyrosine/threonine phosphatase activity; MAP kinase tyrosine/serine/threonine phosphatase activity
Source: RefSeq, a predicted model, not a curated record